This is a messenger RNA of Austrofundulus limnaeus, 1289 nucleotides long. It is a transcript of the gene fam168b, whose product is annotated as family with sequence similarity 168 member B. NCBI's taxonomy places the organism in Eukaryota, Metazoa, Chordata, Actinopteri, Cyprinodontiformes, Rivulidae. The transcript is spliced from 7 exons. The record is from RefSeq and is a predicted model, not a curated record. Bases 178 to 780 code for a protein of 200 amino acids.
CUAUGAAGAUCACGUGACGCGACCCGGAAGUGACGCGCGGUGCUCAAGAGUUCAGCAAAGCAUCCGAGAAGAAAACAGCAGCUAGCUUAAUUCUGUUUUACCAGCAGAGGAGCGGAGGAGGACAAACACACACGGUGAAAACGGUGAACGGUGAGUUCAGCUGUGAACACGAGCAGAAUGAAUCCUGUCUACAGCCCUACACCAACAGGGGUCCCCUUCACCAACACCAAGGGUUUAGGCUACCCAGCUGGGUUCCCUGUCGGCUACGCCGCUCCAGCGUACACUCCCAGCGUCUACGCAGGCGCUAACCCGGCCUUCGCCAGCGGUUACGCUCCUGGAACUCCCUUCAAAAUGUCCUGCUCUCCCAACACGGGGACCGUUCCGCCCUACUCCUCCUCGCCAAACCCGUACCCUGCCGCCGUCUACCCAGUCAGGAGCACCUACGCCCAACAGAGCCCGUACGCACAGGCGUUAAUACCUUCACAACAACAAGGCGCCUAUUACACGCAGCCGCUGUACGCGGCUCCGCCUCACGUCAUCCAUCACACCACGGUGGUCCAGCCCAACGGGAUGCCUGCAGCCAUGUAUGCUCCGCCCAUUCCUCCCACACGCCCCAACGGCGUCACCAUGGGGAUGGUAGCCGGUACGACCAUGGCCAUGUCAGCAGGAGCUCUGUUGACGAGUCCAUCACCGGCGCCCGUYGCCCCCCACCCGGUGUCGAUGCCCACGUACCGGCCUUCCGGCACCCCCAGCUACAGCUACGUGCCGCCGCAGUGGUGAAGCUGCGUCAGGAGGGUAGAUAUGCAUUCGCACUCGACUCCAGUGUUCUUGGUGGCGGCCUGCCCCCCCAGGCAGCGUCUGCAGCCAGUUAGUCUUCUUCCAGCAUAAUGUGAAUCUUAAAAAUAAAACAACCCCMCUAAAAAAAAUCUAUAGAAUGUGGCUCGUUUGGACAGGGAGGGGGGAUGAAGAGUAGACCCAUCCCUGCUGCAUUCCACCCCCCACCCCAGCAUCAGCACCUCCUCCAGCCCGCUGCGUAUCUCACAUCCUCCGGGCGAGCUCCGUCUGGACUCAUGCAGGUUUUUAUAGCUCUGAAGUGGUUCAAAAWGAAAAAAAAAAGGGAGUUCUGUUUUUAUUUUUCUGUUUUUCUUUAGUUAUUUUAUUUUGGGGGAUCCAUAUGGUUGCAUGUGUGUAUAUAAGUAUAUAUAUAAAUAUAUAUAGAUAUAUGAAAAAAUGCUAGCUGAAUCUACCUGCUGCGACAGAUGAAAAGUCAACACGUGUCCAAAGGAAUU